Epinephelus fuscoguttatus (brown-marbled grouper) is the source of this 1119-nucleotide messenger RNA. RefSeq lists its product as uncharacterized. The transcript is spliced from 6 exons. The record is from RefSeq and is a predicted model, not a curated record. NCBI's taxonomy places the organism in Eukaryota, Metazoa, Chordata, Actinopteri, Perciformes, Serranidae. The coding region runs from base 1 to 801 and encodes 266 amino acids.
AUGACAUCAGUCAGUGGAGAUGAAGAGGAGUAUGUUCCAGAUUCUAACCCGGACACUGACAGUGAUUCUAGCACUGACCUCAGUCCAAGAAAACGCCAAUUUCUUGAUUCUCUGCUAAACCCUGGCUCAGAUAUGCCUAAUGAAUGUGACACCACAACACCUGGAUUGGACACCCACGUUACAUCUGAAUUCUCUGUAGAGGAAGAACCCUGCCCUGAAUUUACUGUAGAGGAAGAACCCUGCCCUGAACUUACUGUAGAGGAAGAACCCUGCUCAAGAUCCACCGAGAGUUUUAUCGACUCUGACAAGACCCUGCAACUUGCAAAGAUCAGUAAAGUUCUACUGGCACUUGAGAAAGGAAGACUGGCUGAGUUCCAUGGAAAGAACUUGGAUGAAAUCACAAUUGAUCCAAAUGAAAACGUUAUGGGUAGUGAUGAGGAAGAUGCAUGCAGACAGGAUGGAAAUCGUUCAUUUGCUGUUGAUGAACCAUCAGCAGACGAAACUGUUGCAGGUACUGUGGGGAAUGAAAUCUCUUCAACAGGCAAGCAACACAAACAGCCAUCAGCAGAGCAUGGAGCAUCUUCUGGAGUCAGUACUGUGGGACAUUCCCCCAAAGAACCGUCAACAGAGGAAACUGUUUCAGGUACUGUGGGGAAUGAAAUCUCUUCAACAAGCAAGCAACACAAACGCCAUCAGCAGAGCAUGGAGCAUCUUCUGGAGUCAGUACUGUGGGACAUUCCUCCAAAGGUAAAGCUCCACAGAAAAGAACACCCUGGCAGCCGGCAGAGGUUAGGGCAGUAGAGAGGCAAAUGAAUCAGUUCAUCCGAUCUUGUACUGUACCAUCGAAGAGAGAUUGUGAGAAAUGUUUACGGGCUGAACCUGAAGCUCUCAGGAAGAGAGACUGGAAGAACUUGAAAUUUUAUAUCUACAACAGGAUUACGGCCUUAAAAAGGAAAAUGUCUAAAUAGUCUAAUCUAAAUGGUAUGGCGAAUACAAAGAAAAGGGUUGUGGAGAAGUUUUGUUUUUUCUGAGUAUGAUUCCUCAGCCAAACUGCGUGUUUCCUGCAGUUGAAUGUAACAUUUCCUACAUUUAAAAUGUAGUUUCAUGAAGCCAAUUGUU